Molecule: messenger RNA, 494 nt
Organism: Notodromas monacha
Lineage: Eukaryota; Metazoa; Arthropoda; Ostracoda; Podocopida; Cyprididae
Source: the annotation of a GenBank genome assembly
AUGUCUGGGAAGAACGAUGACACGCCCAAAGUAGGAGCUGCGCCACAGCUCGAAUGGAUUCAAAUCCGGAAGGAUGUGGAAAAAAAUCGCGGUUUUGCGGAAAUGAUCCCUAAUCCGAAUGUCGAAACUGCAUCCGAAAAGUUCAAACGGAAAUUUGGCGAAAAUCCACUUGUCCCAAUUGGUUGCGUCGCGACAGGAACAGUUCUGUUCCUAGGAUUGGCAUCCUUCAUCAGACGUAAUCCGAAGAUGUCGCAAAAAAUGAUGAGGGCUCGAAUCUUUGCCCAGGGUUUCACUGUCGUUGCAUUGAUCGCGGGUAUUUUCAAAACGGCUGUUGACACUGGCAAAGAAGAAGGUUCCGGGUGACAGCAUUUUUGCUGAAAUGAGUAGGCAGAGUCGAUUUUUCGGGUAGACGGUGCUGUUGAGGGCGUGAUUGCAAUUUUUGUUCUGUUAUCAAUGUCGUAAUGUUUGCGGAUAAAAGUAAGCGUUUUUUAAAA